This is a messenger RNA of Sinocyclocheilus rhinocerous, 3205 nucleotides long. RefSeq names its product E3 ubiquitin-protein ligase TRIM9-like. The coding region runs from base 93 to 1985 and encodes 630 amino acids. The transcript has 9 exons. Gene Ontology annotation, molecular function: zinc ion binding; protein binding. Lineage: Eukaryota; Metazoa; Chordata; Actinopteri; Cypriniformes; Cyprinidae. The record is from RefSeq and is a predicted model, not a curated record. Gene Ontology annotation, cellular component: cytoplasm.
CGCGAAGGAGACGUGUACGUGAAGAGCUGCCAUCGGAGGAAAUAUUCCGUUUUCGUUUACAGGAAGCCUCCGUAUCUGGCUCGAACGACAAGAUGGAUGAAAUGGAAGAGGAGUUAAAAUGCCCGGUGUGCGGCUCGUUUUUCCGCGAGCCGAUCAUCCUGCCGUGCUCGCAUAGUAUCUGCCUGGCCUGCGCGAGAAACAUCCUGGUGCAGACGCCCGACGCCGAAUCCCCGCAGAGCAGCCGCGCGUCAGGCUCCGGCGUCUCCGAUUAUGAUUACUUAGACCUGGAUAAGAUGAGUCUGUACAGCGAGGCGGACAGCGGAUACGGCUCUUACGGCGGGUUCGUGAGCGCACCGACCACCCCGUGCCAGAAGUCCCCCAACGGGGUGCGCGUUUUCCCCCCUGCCGUUCCUCCUCCGCCCCAGGCGCAACACCACCUGCUGCCUCACACCGGCGUCCUGCCGCCGGUCCCGCGGAACUCCUGCCUCACCUGCCCGCAGUGCCACCGCAGCCUGACGCUGGACGACCGGGGGCUCCGGGGCUUCCCCAAGAACCGUGUGCUGGAGGGGGUUGUGGACCGGUACCAGCAGAGUAAAGCGGCCGCGCUCAAGUGUCAGCUGUGCGAGAAGAGCCCCCGUGAGGCGACGGUCAUGUGCGAACAGUGCGACGUGUUCUACUGCGAUCCGUGCCGCCUGCGAUGCCAUCCGCCCCGGGGUCCGCUGGCCAAACACCGACUCGUGCCUCCAGCGCAAGGCAGAAUCAGCCGCCGCACGAGCCCCCGAAAGAUCUCCACCUGCACCGAGCACGAGCUGGAGAACUUGAGUAUGUACUGCGUCCAGUGUAAGACCCCCGUGUGCUACCAGUGUCUGGAGGACGGCAAACACGCCACUCAUGAGGUCAAAGCGCUGGGGGCCAUGUGGAAGCUUCACAAGGGACAGCUCUCUCAAGUACUGAAUGUUCUGUCUGAUCGGGCCACAGAGGCCAAAGAGUUCCUGGUGCAGCUCAGAAAUAUGGUACAACACAUACAGGAGAAUGGGGUUGAAUUCGAGGCAUGUUUGGUCGCCCAGUGUGAUGCUCUGAUUGAAGCUCUCAACCGCAGGAAAGCUCAGCUUCUCAGCAGAGUAACCAAAGAACAUGAACACAAACUCUCAGUGGUUCGUGAUCAGAUAUCCCACUGCACGGUGAAGUUGAGGCAGACCACAGGACUAAUGGAAUACUGUCUGGAAGUUAUCAAAGAAAACGACCCCAGUGGCUUCCUGCAGGAAGUGUACGUUGGUGCAGAGAUGAUCUGCACUGUGGACGGUCUGCACUUCAACAGCGCUUAUCAAUCUCGUGUUAAAGCGUUUAACUCCAGUGGAGUCGGCCAGUACAGCAAAACGCUUGUCAUGCAGACAUCAGAGAUGAGUCUGCUUUCAUAUGGUAGUAAAACUCUGGCAGCAGUUGCCUGGUUCACCUUUGACCCUGCAUCAGCCCACCCUGACAUCAUCUUGUCCAACGACAACCUCACGGUGACGUGUAACAGUUACGACGACCGUGUCGUAAUGGGCAACACAGGGUUCUCUCGUGGCGUGCACUACUGGGAGAUGACCAUCGAUCGCUAUGACAACCACCCUGACCCUGCGUUUGGAAUUGCCCGGGCUGAUGUCAUAAAGGACGUGAUGCUGGGGAAGGAUGAUAAAGCCUGGGCCAUGUAUGUGGAUAACAACCGCUCCUGGUUCAUGCAUAACAACUCACACACCAACCGUACGGAUGGAGGAAUACGUAAAGGAGCGACUGUGGGUGUGCUGCUGGAUUUCUCUCGUGGGAUUCUGUUAUUUUUGAUAAAUGAUGAGCAACAGGGACCCGUUGCCUUCAACACACUGGAGGGCAUGUACUACCCGGCCAUCAGCCUCAACCGCAACGUUCAGGUGACUCUUCAUUCUGGGCUGCCUAUUCCUGAUUUUUAUACACCUGGAGAAUGUGAAGCUGCAGGCUCAGUCUGCUGAAGAGUCAUUACACACUUAUAUACAUACUGUAUGUACACACAUGCACAGACAAGUGCACAUGGAUUCAGCUGUGAGUACUUGGUGGGGGAAUUGCUGCUGACAGUCAUUAAUACGUUUUAACAAGGUCUGAGAGUUGUAAUGGACCUGAUAUAUGUGAGGGUUAGGGUUAACUCAACCCUAACUUAACCCUAACCUUAACUCUGACCCUGAUGUAUGUGAGGUAAAUUGAUAUUGAAAUUCUUGAAUCAUUUUCUUCUCUCUUUCUUACACUUUUUCUAGAUAUGAUUAUUAUUAUUGAUGUUGUCAUUGUUGUUUUUAUGGAAAAGGUGCUCAUGGAUGUGAACUCCUAGAUUACUAGAUAUUAGCAGAUCUCUGUCUGUUGUUUCAUGAUAAAAAUCCUCUGUGUGAAGUUAAGCUUAGACAUAAGUUACUGACGUGUUAGACCUUAGAGGAUGCAUUUUACAUUACAUAGAAAUGUUCUGUUGCAUAUACAGGUGAUUUUAACUGCAGAUGGGGACAGAAACUAGAGCAAAAUAUCUAAUAUUACAACCUCUUCAUGCAUAUUAUGCCUUAGCUAAUGUUAUACAUCCUAAACCCUAUACCCUGACACUCAAACCCUGACCCAAACCCGAUAUUUCCAUCCUUCCGCAUUCACAGUGGAUGAGCGAACAUACAAUUGGGACAUAUUAGACAAUGCCAGAAUGAGCUGAAUGUGUGUCAGUGAGGAGGUAAUGGCUUUCUGUUUGUUGAACAGAAUAGAAAACACUAAUUGGGACAAAUACAUGCACACAUACACAUACACAGGCAUUUUCAUAGCCUUGCGUAACGUAUUAUGGAGAGAUGAGAAUGAAUAAAGUUUUUGUUUCUCUCUCUCUCUGUUUUAUUUCUCCUUUGCUGCCUCAAAUCCGCACAAGCUAAACGCAAAUGCUAAACAAAUAACUGGUGCUGCUUAUGUUCAAUGUGAGAAAAUAUUGCAAUAUUAAAGAGUAGAGCUGCAAAUCCAAAAGAGAGACAACUUUAAACAAGACAGCAUACAUUGUAGCUGCUUGAAGCAUUGGCUAUUAGUUUACUGUAAAGGAUGUACUUUUGCAUUAAGAAAAAUAUUUAAAAUCCCACUGGUGGGGUUAAAAUAUGGGGCAAGUGCUGUACUUUAUCUGUUUGUUGAGCAGAUGGUUUUGCUCAACAAACAAUUGAAUGUUUGGGUGCAGUGAGGGAAAAUU